Apis mellifera (honey bee) is the source of this 5109-nucleotide messenger RNA. RefSeq names its product Axis inhibition protein (gene Axn). The record is from RefSeq and is a predicted model, not a curated record. Gene Ontology annotation, biological process: negative regulation of canonical Wnt signaling pathway. Lineage: Eukaryota; Metazoa; Arthropoda; Insecta; Hymenoptera; Apidae. The transcript has 9 exons. The coding region runs from base 622 to 3078 and encodes 818 amino acids.
GACAAGAUCAGACAUUGUAUCCCUACUCCACCCGUCCUGACUGUAGCGUCAGUCCUGGUCAGGACGCAGCCUUAGCUCAGUUUGCCUAGAGACGCGUCAACAGUGGUAUCGUAUGUUCAUUCUGUUCUAUAACAAAAGAAGUUAGAAGGUACUUGUGCUAGAGGUCAAUAUAAUUGUACAAAUUAUAAUAGAUUUUGUAAAGCUAUAGAGUUUCCAAGGUCGUUCCUAAAAAGCACCAGCAAAAUGGAUACCCUACUCUAUGGAACUAUUAAUAUCUAUCCAUCCUGUCAAAAUAAAAUUCUAUUCUCCUGUGAAUUUUAUUUUGGAAACUGAGCUGGAUUUGGGGUUGACUGUAGUGUUCAAUGGAUUGCGUUAUAAUUUUUGUCGAUCAAUACCACACAAAUGUUCUGCGCGGACCAAUAGGGAUAUAUAGAGAAGCAUCUUUCAAUGCGCAGACUGCCAGGAGCUACCCUACAGUUUUUCUGUCAGGCUCCGCCCUUAGAGUUCUUCGGGAUAGGAAAACCAUCCUUAGGUUUGGAUUAACCAUGUCUACUAAGAGGCAUUGUGGGCCUAAAUUAAAUAUAAAGCGCAAAAUAAUACGUGAAGGCCAUAAUAGAUAGGAUGAGUGGAUCUCGACAGAACGAAGCACAUUGCUUCAAUGAAAACUCUCCACGGCCACCAGUGCCUGGAGAGGAAACAGGAAACUACGUCAGCAGGUUCCGUCCACAGAGUCCAACUCUGACCCCUAGGCGUUCUUCUCUUGCAACACCAACAGCUUCAGGUUGCGAUGCUUCGGCACCUUUGGGAUUUGAACCGGAAGGUUGCUGCAGUACGACAACUAUGGAAAGUGAUUCACCACCUGCUUGCUUGCGGUGGGCCAGGAACCUGCAUUCCUUGCUGCAGGAUCCAGUGGGCUUGGAAUUGUUCAGAAAAUAUCUGGAUCAAGAAGGCAGACCUCAUGCCAAUCCUCUUAACUUCUGGUUUGCCUGUGAGGGCCUCAAGGAACAAGAUGAUCCUGAAAGGAUAAAUCAAUUGGUUAAACUUAUCUAUAGAAAGUUCUUUCUCAAGUCACAGUUAGCUAUACCAGAAGAUGUUCGAAAGGAGGCUAUUCGUCGGGUUAAAGAAGGAAGAGCGGAUGAAAAAGUAUUUGAUGCUGUACAGUUGGAAGUUGAACGUCUUAUUAACGAGACUACAUAUCCAAACUUUCUUCGAUCCGAUAUGUAUCUUCAAUACGUUCAGUCCUGCCAAAACCCGGAUUCUGGUGGAUGUCCUAGUUCGGGAUCCAGUCGAGAAAUGUCUGUUUCUUGUGGGCCAAGUUUAUUGCCCACUGUCCACGAAGACAGUGAAUUUGUUAGUUCCAUACAUAGCUCACAUUCAGCUAGUGAAACGCCUGGGGAAUUGAGAGGUGAACUGAGAUUGACCAAAGAUAUGCUUAUGGCUACUCAACAAACUAGGGCGUUGGAUCUUCGACCAAAGCCAGAAGCGUAUGCUGGCAUUUACUUGCAACAUGGAACUAGUCCAUAUCAUAUGCUCGCACCCAGACUGCACGCACAAUAUUCCUCAUAUAACCCAGUAUCCAGACAGGAUUCAGAACUUCAAAGCUUAAGCAGUGAUGCACGAACUGAGUCAGACAAUAUGUCUCUCACCGAUUCAUCAGUUGAUGGAGCAUCAAUAAGUAAACAACGAAGUAAAAAACAAUAUAUAAGACAAAGUAGAGCUAUUAAAGAUUCAGCUAGUUUAAAUCGUGAUCCGCUGGCGCAUCAUACUAUCAUCCCUCGUACACAGCGAGUACCGCGUGACUUAAUGCAUCCUCUGAAACCGGAAGAAUUUGCUCAAGUGCUUAUUGAGAAGUUGGAGAACGUUAAACGUGAACGAGAAUCUCAGGAAAAACUCGAUAGGCAUUUGCAAGAGAGUGAUGCGAUUAAUAAAGAUCCAUCAUUGGAAAUGUCAAGUGGAGCACUUAGCGCCAAAGCGCUAGCUGAUGCAUUACGAGAAAAGUUAAUGAUAGAAGAAGAUAACGAUCAAGCAAUUUUGGACCAACAUGUGUCACGAGUUUGGUCGGAUCUAACGCCUUCUCGAUCUCCAGGACUUUCAUCUCCAAGACUGCAUUCGCCUGAAAGAAGACGUUCUACGCACAAUUAUCCACGACCGUACAAACAAAGAAAAGAAAAGGACGUGUUCUCUACAUUUUCAGCAGAUAGCGGUAAUAUUCACGAUUUUCAAGAAGGCAGCGAUCUUGUCGGAGCUGGCUCCAUGAGUUCAUUAGGAUCUCACUUGCCUAAAUCUAAAUCCGUGCCAUCUGAUUAUGCCGAUUCCCUCCAUAAACAAGACUUAUAUCUUCAAGGUCAUGAUCAAAGAUUCCGAAGGUCAGACAUGACUAGAAGAUCAGCCACAAAGAAAUCUAUGACGGAAUUAACUGAUAGUGGUGUUAGCGUUGUAAGUGAUGCACCACCAUCGACAAUUAGCAAAGAUAUUCGUCUUUUAUCAUGGCUUAAAGAAACUGAUAAAAAAGCGGAUAUCAAACAUAGUCGUCAUGGAAAGAAGUAUGGUUCUCGUAGUGGCUCUUUGGAAAGGACAAACAGGGAAACAUGGGGUGUUCCUGCUCAACCUUUUGUUGCAGAUCCAGGAAUGCCACCUUUACCACAACCUCAUACAGCAACCCAAUUAGAAGAAGCAAGAAGAAGAUUAAUAGAAGAAGAUAGAGCACGUUCGAAUAAACAGCGUCAUUCUAAUAUUUCUAAACAAUCAUCUUAUGAGCCUACAAUGCAAAGUCAAUCUUAUGUCCAAUCUAAUCAAUCAACGUUAAAGAAGACGAAGCAAGAUAUUGGAGAUUUUACCACCGUUGUGUUCAGUUUCUGUGACGAACAAUUUCCUUAUAGGACUAAAAUUCCUGGUCACAAUAUCACUUUAAAACAAUUUAAAGAAUAUCUUCCUAAAAAAGGCAGCUAUCGAUAUUUCUUUAAAACCGAGUGCGAAGACUUGGAUACAAAGGUUAUUCAAGAAGAAAUAACCGACGAUUCUGAAGUCCUACCAUUAUGGGAGGGUAAAGUUAUGGCGCAAGUUAAGACGCUCGAGUGAUAGUCUGAAACAAGGAUUAUUCUGAAAAAAAAAGAACGUGCUAUCUUCGAACAAGUGCCGCAACUAAUUUUAUUUAAAGAUGUACACUCUCUUGACGACCUAAAAAAAAAAUGGAUAAAUUUUAAGUUUUUUUCUUUAAAUUAUUAUUUAAUAAAAUAUUGAUACUUUUAAUAUCAUGUUAAACAAUAUCUUUUAUUCUUGUAUAGUUUUUAUCAUUUAAAGUUACAAAAUAGUAAAUAUAACAUUAUUUAUUGUCAUGCUUGGUAGGACAUUUCAUAAAGAUAUUUAAAAUAUAGUGUACAAUUUUUUUAUAAUUUUGAAAACUGAAGAAAUAGCGGCCUUUUAAAAAAAAUAUUUUCUUUUUUCAGUGUCAAAAAAUCAACUUUAAAUAUUUAUAACAACUGAAUUAAUGAAUUAAAAUAUUAAAAAAUUGUACGUUAUAUUUUAAACAUUUUUUAUAGAAAAAAUAAUAUGUUCAAAUUUGAAAUUAAUCAGAAAAAUAAUCUUGGAAAAUCAAUGUGUUAAGUGCAAGCUAAUAAGAUCUUAUAAUUAAAUAAAACAAUAAAAAAUAUUUUUUGUAACUUUAAGUAAUAAAUAUUAAACAAUAAUAAAGUUAAAAUAUUGCUGAACAUAAUAAUAAAAAUUACUUUAUCAAAAUUUAUUUAUCAAUAUUUUAUUAAAUAUUUGUCUAAAAAAAACUUAAACUUUUUCCUCUUUUUUUAGUUCGUUAGGAUUAUGUACUACCUUUAAAGACUUCCCAUAGUUUUCCAAACGACUGUACAAAGGCCCGCGUAGAUUCGCCUUAGUAAGGUCUGUAUAGACCCUAGAUUUACAUAGGAAAGAACAUUAUUACAAAUUAGUUUUUAAGAAGAUAUAUUACGUGCAUUAUAAAUACACACGCUCUGUUUAAUAUACGUAAUAUAUCGCGCAUUCGAAGAUAUUGCGAAAAAAAAAUAUUAAGAAGGUACACCACAUUGAAAUGUCUAAGGUAUCAAUAAAACAUAGGAUUUUUUUUAUUGAUAAUUAUUAAAUGGAAAGCUAAAAUUACAUUAUUAUUAAAAAUUAUAUUAUAUUAUAAAAAUUUUCAUUUAGUAAUUAUAUGUGAAAAAAAUGUCCACAUUUUAUUUAUUUUUUAAACGCUUCAAAAUAGUGUAUCUUCUUAAGAAUCAUGUUUUGUCAUACCACCAUUAUCAUCCAUUUGACAUUGUAAAAUAAGCUCCUGCAUAAACGUAACACAUACUGGAAAAAUAGACGCGCAAUAUGCAUUUGGCAUCGGGGAAACAAGUACUUUGGUGGAAAAAAAAAGAUUAAUUAGUAUCUAGACCGUAACGAUGUUUUAUCAGGUGCGAAAAAUUGUGCCUUUUUAGUGCAGUAAGGUCGAAGUAAGCCUAAGGAAAAAAAAGGUUAAGAGAUACUUAUUAAAUUGGAGACCAGCGGGUCUAAUAUCGAGAGGAUAAAUUUGAUACAUUGAGCGUUUUGUAUAUAUUUUUUUCCAAACUUCAUCGUAGUCUUUGCAAGCUUAAUCAUUAGUAAUCGUUAUAACGCUAAAGAAUACUAUCAGCAUCGUUACUUUCUAAACGUUUGCGUUUCAACGUCGAGUUUUCGUCAAUAAUAAUACGAUCACUCUUACUUUUCUUUUUCUCUGUCUUUAACAAUUUUGUUAGGAAACCAAUUAGAACAAAAAAAAAGAAGAGAAAAGAAAAAUUAAAAAUCGAACGUGUGAUUGAAUCUUCUCGAAUGGCCUUCGCAUACUGGUUCGAUUCUUAAUAGUCGUAGGCGCUCGCUUCCUAAACAACAGAUUUUUAAACUUUUGAUGGAAUGAAAUUAAGAAAAUGUAGUAUCUACAUUGGAAAUUGAUGCCGAAGGAGGCGAUGCACCAUGGCUGAUAACAAUUUAUUGUAUGUAAUUGAUUAUCUUUAAUUAAUACCACGAAUGAUAAAGUGUUCCUGUACCUAAUUAAUUAAUAAUGAUUAUUAUUGUAUAUCAAAAGUAUUGAGAAUAAUAAUGCCAUUUUCACUGGAUUAUAUGAGA